AUGGCAAGGUCAGUAGUACAACAUUGUGUACGUUGUACUAAAGUAAGACCACGAUUUUAUGAACAACUGAUGGGUAAUUUGCCAGCGACAAGAGUACAACCUGGGCGACCAUUCCUCACCACUGGAGUAGACUUUUGCGGACCCUUUUGGAUACAUUACAGAAUCCGAGGCAAGAAACCACACAAGGCAUACAUUGCUGUGUACUGUUGUUUUACAACUAAGGCAGUUCACCUCGAAGUAGUUAGCGAUUUAACCACAGAUGCAUUCAUCGGUUCGCUGAAACGUUUUAUUGCUCGAAGAGGACACUGCAAAAAUUUGUUUUGUGACAAUGCCACAAAUUUCGUGGGAGCAAGCAAUCAAUUACUUGAACUUGCAGACUCAAUUCAAACAAGCAAGGCACAAGAGAAGAUAAUUAACGAAUGUAAUGAAAGAGGAAUAACAUUUAAAUUUAUACCUCCUCGUGCACCGCACUUCGGUGGACUGUGGGAAGCAGCAGUCAAAUCAGCAAAACACUUAUUGAUACGAAGUACUAAGACGACUUCACUAACAUAUGAGGAACUAGAGACUGUGGUAUUAGAAGUCGAAGCAAUACUGAACUCUCGACCAUUGACACCUAUGUCGAGUAAUCCGAAUGACUUGUCAGCACUAACACCUGGUCAUUUCUUAAUCGGAGAACCACUCACAGCAAUGGCAGAUGCAAAGGCCCAAUCAGGAAAUAUAAAUCUGGUGACAAGGUGGAAAUUAGUUUCUCGCCUCAAAUUGGACUUUUGGGAACGUUGGAAAACCGAGUACCUCACUGAACUACAAUGUCGACACAAAUGGAAAGCAGCCAAUCUAAAUAUAAAAGAAGGUACCCUUGUAAUCAUCAAGGAAGACAAUGUUCCUACAUUAAAAUGGCCGCUUGGACGUAUUUCAAAGGUAUAUAAGGGAGAUGACGGUCUUGUUCACGUGGUCGAUGUUAGAAUGGCAUCAGGAACUCUAAGACAAGACAAGAUUUUUGACAAGACUAGCGCCUCUGUUGCCAGCCGAUGA
Teleopsis dalmanni is the source of this 1032-nucleotide messenger RNA. RefSeq lists its product as uncharacterized. Gene Ontology annotation, molecular function: nucleic acid binding. Gene Ontology annotation, biological process: DNA integration. The coding region runs from base 1 to 1032 and encodes 343 amino acids. NCBI's taxonomy places the organism in Eukaryota, Metazoa, Arthropoda, Insecta, Diptera, Diopsidae. The transcript has a single exon. The record is from RefSeq and is a predicted model, not a curated record.